Molecule: messenger RNA, 2779 nt
Organism: Annulohypoxylon maeteangense
Lineage: Eukaryota; Fungi; Ascomycota; Sordariomycetes; Xylariales; Hypoxylaceae
Exons: 3
Coding region: 137-2635 (832 amino acids)
Molecular function (GO): 5'-flap endonuclease activity; crossover junction DNA endonuclease activity
Source: RefSeq, a predicted model, not a curated record
GUACAUACUACAUCUCGAGAUACUCACACUUCAAGCCGUCUCCUCGAAUCGCUUCUCGAAGGCAAGCUUGUUAGUAAACAAAGCUUAUGGCUACCUAAGUAGCUCGCCCCACCGAUUCGGUUAGAAGGGCUUCACGAUGGGAAUUAAAGGUAUAUACAAGGAAAUCGGACCUGGCAAGCGGAUAUCUCUCACGAAACUUGCCGUCGAAAAGCUCGAAGAAACAGGCCGUCCCUUCCGCCUUGCCAUAGAUAUUUCUAUAUGGCAAUUCCAAGCUCAGGCCGCUCGAGGUGGCUCGAACCCUGCUAUUCGCACUCUUUUUUACAGACUUGUACGACUACUGGGCCUUUCCAUACAGCCUAUUUUCGUUUUUGAUGGCCCCAACAAGCCAGCUUUCAAGCGGAACAAGCGGUCUGGCCGAGGUGAUGGCGUCGCCACCUCUAUGGCAAAACGAAUGAUCAAACUGUUUGGCUUCAAAAUUCAUGAUGCUCCCGGAGAAGCAGAAGCAGAAUGCGCCCUCCUUCAACUAACAGGCAUUGUAGAUGCGGUGCUCAGCGAAGAUGUCGAUACUAUCAUGUUCGGAUGUACGCGGACGCUAAGGAAUUGGUCAUCCGAAGGCACCAAGGGGAGUAAAACCCCAACUCACGUUUCCAUGUACGACACCGAAGAGCUUCGGAAGGGAGAGACCGGCUUAGAUCGAGAGGGAAUGGUGCUAGUUGCGCUGAUGAGCGGUGGUGACUACCUUCCAGAAGGUAUUCCCGGUGCCGGUGUUAAGUUGGCUUGCGAAGCUGCUCGAGCCGGGUUCGGAAAGACUCUCUGUAGACUGAAGAAAUCCGAUACGUCCGAAAUAGCCAGUUGGAAGGAAUGGUUGACCUUCGAGUUACGGCAUAACGAGAGCGGCUUCUUCAGAACGAGACAUAAGGCUCUAUCUGUACCUGAGAGCUUCCCAAAUUUCGACGUUCUCGGAUAUUACACUCACCCUGUAGUAUCGCGUGUAUCGGCCCUUGAUAAAUUGAGAGGCCAAUCCUGGGAUCAUCCUGUUGACGUUCAAGGGUUGCGCGAAUUCGUGCGAGAAACUUUUGACUGGACUUAUCGAAUAGGGGCUAUCAAGUUUAUCAGAGUUCUGGCACCGUCUUUAUUAGUACGAAAGAUGAUGUCCCGAAAUACUCAAGGCGACGAGGGGACAAAACCCAUUGAGAUCCUAGAAAAUGAAGAGUCAGAAUUAGUCAGGUCGAUCACAAGCAAACGCGCUCAUUUUAGCACGGAUGCCACUCCAGAACUACGAAUAUCAUUUAUUCCAACUAAGAUUGUCGGCUACGAUUUUCAAGAAGAACCGGACGAGGUAAUAGAAUAUGGGCGAGAUGGCUUGGCACUCAAUAGCGAUGACGAAUUCGAAGCUAUGGCUGAGGAAGAGGGGGCAGACGCUGUCACGAAGACCAGCAAGAAACCGUUCAAUCCAACUGAGCCAGAUCUAUCUUGGAUACCAGUGACCAUAGGGAAACUCGGGAUACCUAUCACAGUUGAGGACUGGGAAGAAGCCCAACGUGCUAAGGUCGCCAAGGUCGCAGCUCGGCAAAAGCUAAAGACCACGAAGCAAAAGAAGCCUGUGAGCACAACCGCCAGUCUAGAUAAGUUCGUCAAGACCACGAAGAACAUCCCGCAAGGUAGAGUAACGGAUAAAGUCGACGCGCAGAUACUCUCGGGACCAUCGUCUCCAGCCCGGACUGGGAUAUCACUUGGUGCCUCCGUAGUCCCUUCACAGAGUCUGCCACCCCUUCUUUCCUCCAGCCAAACAUCACACAAAGCGAGGCCCACAAGACCUAGUAAGCAGUCCAAAUCCAAGUCCAAUCCUAGGAAUGCAUCCCCAGCAUCGAGGCCGGACCCGAGUAUCAAUCCCUGGACGAUCGCUGGCUCACAGACCAGUCCCAGGGUUACCAAGACCAAGUCCACAAAAGUUUCCGAGACAGUUACUAUAUCCUCUAGCCCCCCUGCGUCGCCUGCCGCGAGUCACCAUUCCUCUGUGACCCCAACGAGAUCGCCUUCAGCGAAUAAUAGACUACUGGGUCGCCGAACGGGAGUAAGAGCCCUUAGUCCGUCGCCAAUGUCAAGCGAGAAGAAGCCAGUACGAAAAUUGGCCAGGACGGAAACGUUGCCGGCAACACGGUCACCUACAGAAAGUAAGGGCAGUACACGACAAUUCUCGCGAGCACGGACUGUAGCAAUCGAAACUGUACAAAUUCUAGACUCGGAAGACGAUGAUGAUUUUGAUCUGCCACCACUUAGUAGUGUUGUCGGCAGACUUCCUAAGCGCUCCAGCAAAAGUCCGUUCAACCGUUCCAGUGUAGCCGAAGAACAGGCAUCUCCACAGCAGACGAAGCAGAAGCAGAGCCCGGAAACGCAAGUAACCAAACAAGCCACGCUAGACAGUACAUUCGGUAUCACUAAGCGGACGACAAAGCUGUUUAUGCCUCGUAAAAGCGAACCAGGGUUCUUCAGGGAGUUGGAGGUCGACGUCGAUAAAGCUGAUGAGCUGCUGGCGAAAGCUCGGGAGCUGGAUGGCAUGGGAGCUAAGGGUGGUAGGGCAACGGCAUGGAGGCUUAGUGAUCUUUCGUGCAUCGAUUUGACAGGCGAGGAUUAGGAUUCGUCUCGAUGGUCAGGGUACCACUAAUUCAGAAUAUCGACGGUUGGCAUUACGUCAACGCAAUCGGGGGUGAGCUUUUUUUUAAUCGAACGGAUGGUUUGGGCGACAUUUGCAUAACGGAAAUCGGAAAUUCAUGGACGC